ACACGGAAAAUAGCCGCUUCUUCCUCUUUUUUCCAUCACUGUGCGUGAGAGAACCAUGGAAGAACUGCCGCCUUCUUCCUCAACAAUCGACCACCACCGGCCACCUAGACCACCAGAUCCCACUACCAUUCGAACCCCCUCACCUUCCUCUUCAACCUCUAGUCAUCAUCGGGCCAUGGAGUUGUCGAAAACAUCCCCAAUCAUCACCCAAAAAUGCGCUACCAACCAUGAUUUUUGCCAUAUUUCCACCAUCGUCAGCCACUGUUUCGAUUGCGGACCACCACCACUCUCCUCCUCUCAACCAGGCGCAUCCAGUACCACCAUGGGUCACCUGCAAUUUUGUUCAGAAUCGAGAGAGCUUGUGAAAGCAGUUCACGGUAGUCCACCGGCAUAUCAUUUUGAUAGGGGAUCUCGUGCAGGAAUUAACAAUUGGUUGGUUCAUAUCGAGGGAGGAGGAUGGUGCAACAAUGUCACUACUUGCCUUGAACGUAAAGAUAAUUGCUUAGGUUCCUUCAAGAAAAUGGCUAAGCAGGUUGUGUUUUCUGGGAUUUUGAGCAACAAGAUAGAGUUUAACCCAGGUUUAUUGAAAAACUAUAGCAAGGCAUUCCCGGUGAACUGAUCAAGAAACAGUUAGAGGGGCUAUAUGUUAUCUAUUACUUAAUCCACAUUUACAAGCACCAGAGUGAUUUCAUUGCUACAAGCUGCAUAGCUCAAAAGCAAGCUUGCUAAUGAUCAGCUCAGAGCCUUGUAUUCUUUUACUGUAUUUUCUUUGAAUCAUUAGUCAUUUCUUUAUUUACUCUUUUACUGGAUGCCUGUAAAUUGAAAAUUACUUAGUUUGGAUUUGGAUGAACUAUAAAUUUUGUUAUAUUUGUGUUUUGGUAAAAUAUUUUGAUUUAAUA
Messenger RNA from Olea europaea var. sylvestris, 899 nucleotides. Its product is annotated as pectin acetylesterase 8-like. Gene Ontology annotation, cellular component: plant-type cell wall. Gene Ontology annotation, biological process: cell wall organization. Gene Ontology annotation, molecular function: pectin acetylesterase activity. The record is from RefSeq and is a predicted model, not a curated record. The transcript has 4 exons. The coding region runs from base 56 to 619 and encodes 187 amino acids. Lineage: Eukaryota; Viridiplantae; Streptophyta; Magnoliopsida; Lamiales; Oleaceae.